CUAAGGAAUAUGUUCGCGUAAAAGCGAAAUUGAAAAAUAUUCUUGCUGUUCAUUGCAGACAGCAUUUUCUUCUUUAAAUCGAGAAGUACUGAACUGAAGCGUGAAGUGUGAGCUUGACAGCUUGUGAUUAUCAACUAGGGUUUUUUUCUCGUUGAUUUUGAAGUGACGAAUGGCGAACGGAGCUCAUUCUGAAGAUAAAACUCUACAAGCCAUCUGCUACAAACGCGGCUCUCUUCAGCUGCUUGAUCAGAGGAAGCUUCCAUUACAGACGAUUUAUUUGGAUAUAAAAAAUGCAAAAGACGGAUGGGAUGCAAUAAAAGAAAUGGUAGUCCGCGGGGCACCUGCAAUUGCGAUAGCUGCUGCACUCUCCUUGGCUGUAGAAGCGUCUAACUUAGAGACCUUUAAUGGGACAGCUCAAGAUGCGGUAUCUUUCCUUAGCCAGAAAUUAGAAUAUCUUGUCUCAAGCCGGCCAACAGCUGUCAAUCUUUCAGAUGCUGCUACAAAGCUUAACGAAGUUAUUAAGAAGGAAGCUUCCACUGCUUCGGAAGCCAAGACUGUUUUUGAGGCUUAUAUUAUGGCAGCUGAAAUUAUGCUCGAGGAUGAUGUUGCUUCCAAUAAAGCAAUUGGGUCGCACGGAGCUUCUCUUCUCCAAAAUCAGCUGGUGGACUCUAAGAAGAUAUCAAUAUUAACCCAUUGCAACACUGGCAGCCUGGCAACGGCUGGGUAUGGAACUGCUCUUGGUGUGAUUCGGGCUGUCAAUACUGCAGGGUUUUUGGAAAGGGCUUAUUGCACUGAAACACGCCCUUUCAACCAGGGAUCCAGACUGACAGCAUUUGAGUUGGUUACCGAGAAUAUUCCUGCCACCCUCAUAGCAGAUUCUGCUGCAGCCGCGUUGAUGAAAGCUGGAUGUGUGAAUGCUGUCAUUGUUGGAGCUGACCGCAUAGCUGCAAAUGGUGAUACUGCCAACAAGAUCGGGACUUACAGCCUUGCUGUUUGUGCUAUGCAUCAUGGUAUACCAUUUUAUGUGGCCGCUCCCCUAACUUCUGUUGAUCUCUCCUUGUCUUCUGGACAACAAAUUGUGAUAGAAGAAAGAUCUCCAAAAGAACUGUUGCAUACGCAUGGAGGACUGGGUGAACAAAUCGCUGCUUCGGGUAUUUGUGUUUGGAAUCCGGCAUUUGAUGUUACCCCGGCCAGUUUAAUAAGUGGCAUAUUUACCGAAAAGGGCGUCAUCUCAAAGGACGGGAAUGAUGCUUUUGAUAUUACUGGUUUUGUACACAAGGUCUCGGGAAAUGUAUAAUACACCCCUCCCUGACCGAGCUACCUACUCAUACUGCGGUGAGGCAUCCUUCGUUGGUAAAGAAGGUUUCAGUUGUAUUGCAUUGAACGGCUCGGUGUUGGAUGCACUUGUUUAAUUUGAAUAAACCAUCAUCCAUACAAGGUCACUUGUGCUGUACUUGACAUGUUUAAGUGAUUCUUGAGGAAUCUGGAUUUGUGAGCUACUUUCUGUUUCUUUAUUGCUUUUUGAAUUUAGAUGUGUAUCUGCCAUUUAUCAGAUCUCAUAUUCCUUUGGGUUUAUUAAUAGCAGAAAAGCUAUGUGCCCAAAAACUCCACUAUCUGAAUACAGUUAACUUGUGUGAAA
Ipomoea triloba (trilobed morning glory) is the source of this 1639-nucleotide messenger RNA. RefSeq names its product methylthioribose-1-phosphate isomerase. The transcript has 10 exons. Bases 170 to 1297 code for a protein of 375 amino acids. Gene Ontology annotation, molecular function: S-methyl-5-thioribose-1-phosphate isomerase activity. Lineage: Eukaryota; Viridiplantae; Streptophyta; Magnoliopsida; Solanales; Convolvulaceae. The record is from RefSeq and is a predicted model, not a curated record.